Messenger RNA from Acanthochromis polyacanthus (spiny chromis), 1236 nucleotides. Its product is annotated as CAP-Gly domain-containing linker protein 2. The record is from RefSeq and is a predicted model, not a curated record. The coding region runs from base 155 to 1027 and encodes 290 amino acids. The transcript is spliced from 8 exons. NCBI's taxonomy places the organism in Eukaryota, Metazoa, Chordata, Actinopteri, Pomacentridae.
GGUCAGUGAGCCCUGUGCACUACAGUAACAUUCACCACAGACCAGGACAGAAGCCUAUUGAGCAGAAAUGGGAGCUACUGUUUCCUUAUGACCUCACAUGGGAGUUUACUCCCAUCCUACAGUAUAGUACAAUGUGAGAAGACCAAGCUUCAGCAUGGCAGAAUAUAUCCUGUGGACAGUGUUUACAUGGACAUUCAAGGGAGUACUCUGCACCUGCAGGUUCCUUUGGAUAUGCCCCUACAAUGCAAUCAAAUUCUUACCAAGAGAAAAGCACAUUACAGAGGACAAAAGUCAACAACCGAAACAACGUGGCGGUUCUGAGAGUAAAGGGAUUGCAGCCAUACCAGGCAGCCCUGAUCAUACAACUGGCCUUCAAAAAAGACUGACCAAAACUGAGAAAGAGAUCCUGUCACUCAAAACAAGGAUCGCUUGUGAGAGAGCAUCAUGGGAAAGGAGGUUUGCAGUGCUGCAAAGAAAUCAGGAAGAGCUACGUAAUCAGCUGGUCUCUACAGCUGGAGGCUUGGUGAGAGUGGGCAGUAGUGAUGGAGAGUCAGGAGUGGACAAUGGAGAAGUGUUUGAUGAAUGCUCAAGUAGACUUCACCGACACCGAAGGUCUGAAGUAUCAUCAAGGAGUGACAGUUAUGCAUGUAGUUUGUCAGGCAGUCAGAUGUCCUUGUCAUCAUCAGCGCUGAGCUCCAGACUUGCCUCCUCCUCAUCUUCAGCCUCCAGUGUCAGAUCAUGGAGGACAACACAAGGGCCACAUCGGGUUUUUGUCCCCCACUCUCCCAUGGAUCUUCAGCUGGGCCACCAGGUCAGGAUCAUGCUGCCUUCUGGAAGAAUCAGCACAGGAACCAUUCGUUUCCUGGGUCACCUCCAGGGGGAAGCAGAUCUCCACCUUGGCGUGGAGCUGCAGACUCCUGAUCCAGGACUGCGUGACGGCCGCCACAAGGGACACAGCUACUUUGAAUGCAAACCUGGAUAUGGUGCCUUUGUACCAUUCCACAAACUACUGAUGGCCUGGGAAUAACUGACAUAGAGGUGUGAGGCAGAGCUGCCCUUGAACUCCACAAACAAAUGAAUGCAGAUCAGUAAUCAUGGAUGUGACACCUUAUUAUAAUGAGGAACAUAUUUGUAAGAAAAUCCAUGUAAAAACAUUUAAGAUAUGUAUCUUGUCUGUGAAUAGGAAUAUAUUUAAUUGUCACACUAUUCACAAUAAAAAUAACAUUUGAACAAGCA